Malania oleifera is the source of this 1468-nucleotide messenger RNA. RefSeq lists its product as uncharacterized. The transcript is spliced from 6 exons. Lineage: Eukaryota; Viridiplantae; Streptophyta; Magnoliopsida; Santalales; Ximeniaceae. The record is from RefSeq and is a predicted model, not a curated record. Bases 1 to 1266 code for a protein of 421 amino acids.
AUGGCUGGAGAAAAUUGGAUACAAGAGAUAGAAGAGAUUAUGGUCGUACUCGACUACAAAGACGAACAAAAGGUUCGUUAUGCUGCUUUUAAGAUGACUGGAGAGGCGAAGUGUUCGCACAAAAAAAGGGGGCGCGCACGGAGCCAGCCGAAGAGAAAAAUAAGAAAAAAACCUAGUUUCUCGUUUUUUUUUUUUCACGCAGAGAGCCGCCCCCGAGCCUUCCUCUCCGCCUCUCUCUCCCUCAGACUCUUCCUUUCCUUCUCUGCUCAUCUCCCAAACUCCCUCUACUCCAGUUCACUCCCCUGCCUCCGUCCAAGCCAGCCCACGGUUGCCCAACUGCGCGGAGCAAUAGCAUACCCAAAACUCUCCUGCAACCCAGCGUCUCAGCCCUCCUCUGCUCUCGUCGUCACGCUACUCAUCUCUGCCGCUGCACCCAUCACGACUGCCUGCAGCAGUACCAGCUCCCCUGUGCACGCCAUCGCCGCCUUUCCUCUACUCCUGCCAGCAGCCACCACCGAGCCAAGCCAUCAUCCCGGUGAGACCCCAGUUGCUGCAAUCUCACCCUCUGCUUCGGCUAGCCACUGUCAAGCUCACCCAAUAAUCCCAGCGUCCCAACUCUGGCCUCCUCUCACCAUCGCCGAACAUCCCACGGACCAGCCUAUCUUCGACGACACUCUCUCACAGUGGCGGUCCCUUGCUCUGACGCACACGGAAACCACCACUGUCGCCGUCGCUCCCUUUCCCUUGUCGUCAACAGUUUCAGCAAACACCAUCAACAACACAGAAGUCGUGACCUCCAGUUUCAGGCCACUCCAGCUACUCCGGCGACACCCUAUCCUCUCCCCCUUCCUCUUUUCUCUUCUCUUAUCUCCUUUCACCCCUCCUUUCUUCCCUAAUUUCCCCUCUUGUUCUCUGUUCAGGUCGUCCUGCAACACCGACCAGUCCGACGUCUCCUCAUGCCCAGCUCCGACCAUCUUCCGCAGUGGAAUUCCAGCAAUCCGGCCACAGCUUCGUCCGGCCACCACCUUACUACAGUCGCCCUCACUAGUUCCGGCAAUCACCCAACUCCGCCCCACCGGUCCCCGAAUCGACGAUCUGAAGCUACCACGACACUCCUGGCUCUCCUGGCGGAGUUCUCCACAAAUCUACCGGAGCAGAUCAUCGAGAAAACGAAGUUGGAUUUCAUCCCAAAUUCUGGGAUGUCGGGUUAGGAAUCUUGCGGGUAUACAACCAGAUUUUUAUAGGGGCUUUUCAAAGUUGAGGUGAGUCAGAUAGACGAGUGGAUCAGGCUCGCGGAUAGAGAGAGUGAUUGGUCACCCUGGUUAUAGAGUGAGUUUUUGGCAGAGAUGUGUAUGUUUUUGGGAUAGAUAAUAUUGAAAUGGCAUUUUUGUGUAUGGUCUGUAUAUUCUAGAAUCUGGUAUUGUACAGUUUAUGUAUAAAUGGUUUCAUGAUAUAUGUUUCUGUUGCG